Molecule: messenger RNA, 2892 nt
Organism: Penicillium riverlandense
Lineage: Eukaryota; Fungi; Ascomycota; Eurotiomycetes; Eurotiales; Aspergillaceae
Product: U3 snoRNA-associated protein UTP13
Exons: 3
Coding region: 1-2892 (963 amino acids)
Biological process (GO): endonucleolytic cleavage to generate mature 5'-end of SSU-rRNA from (SSU-rRNA, 5.8S rRNA, LSU-rRNA); endonucleolytic cleavage in 5'-ETS of tricistronic rRNA transcript (SSU-rRNA, 5.8S rRNA, LSU-rRNA)
Cellular component (GO): 90S preribosome; small-subunit processome; nucleolus
Molecular function (GO): U3 snoRNA binding; protein binding
Source: RefSeq, a predicted model, not a curated record
AUGUCGAAAGCUACCGUCAAACCCACUUUCGAGGCGUCUCGCACCCUCCGGCCCAUCUACACAGGUGGCAGCACGGCGCUGGAUGCCACAGGUCGCAUUCUGCUGACCUGCGUGGGUGAAGAUGCGCUGAUCGUGGACUUGGACACGGGCGACCAGCUCGCCAGUCUGGAGGGAGAUGGAGAGAUUAUCACCAGUUUAGCCAUUACGCCGUCGGCCUCGCAUGCGAUUGUCUGUUCCCGAUCCAUGUCCAUGCGCAUCUACUCCCUCAGUCCUUUCGACGAAUCAUCCCAGCCCAUUGAGGCCGAACUCCGUCGAACACUCAAACCCCAUACCGCUCCCGUCGUGACGACCGCCGUGGAUCCGACUGGCACAUUACUCGCUACUGGAGGCGCCGAUGGGUCGAUCAAGGUCUGGGAUAUCCGAGGCGGCUAUGUCACACAUACCUUUCACGGUCACGGAGGAGUCAUUUCUGCGCUCUGCUUUUUCGAGGUCUCGACUUCGGAAGGUGCUACGAAGAAAAAGUCAAAGCGGAGGAGCGAUGAAGAUGCCGACAUGGAAGAUUUUGCCUCGACAGCAGGGUUCCGGCUGGCCUCCGGCAGUGAGGAUGGAAAAGUGCGUGUGUGGGAUUUGCACAAAAGAAAAUCCAUUGCAUCGCUCGAAUCGCACGUCUCGCUGGUGCGCAGCUUGUCUUUCUCCCCCACAGAGAACGCAUUGCUUUCAGCGAGUCGAGAUAAAACGGUGAUUGUGUGGGAUGCGAAAACGUGGAAGACACGCAGGAUCAUUCCGGUUCUCGAGAGCGUGGAGGCCGCCACCUUCAUUGCCGAUAGUGGUCUGUGUGUGGUCGGCGGAGAAAAUGGCAAGCUUCGAGUUUGGGACUGCAAUCGAGGAAGCGAAGUGACGCACGACCAGGAGGCUGGCGAGGAAUUUGAGGCCAUUGUGGCGAUUCAAUAUUCUCCCGGCCUGUCAUUCGCCAUGACUGUCCAUGCUGACCAGACUCUCCGACUGCACUCACUCGAGUUGUUGUCCGAUUAUCAGCCGGGUUCGACCUUGGAGCCAUUGACUAUUAUUCGACGCAUCUCCGGAAAUGACGACGAGAUCAUCGAUCUGGCUUACGUUGGCCCAGAUCGGUCGAUGCUCGCCCUAGCCACCAACACGGAAAGUAUCCGAGUGGUGUCAGUUGGCCCAUCUGAAGAUCGGUCGACGGGUCAGGGCGAGGAGUACUUCGGGGCAGAUGUCACAAACCUCGAGGGUCACGAUGAUAUUAUCAUCUGCAUUGACGUCGACUGGUCCGGACACUGGCUGGCUACCGGAGCCAAGGACAACACCGCUCGUUUGUGGCGCCUGGACCCGAAAACCUCGUCUUAUACUUGCUUUGCUGUUUUCACCGGCCACGCCGAGUCCCUGGGGGCAAUUGCUCUCCCGCGGGUACCACCACCGGCUGGCAGCUCGGCAUACAACGACCCGCUCAAUUACCCCCCAUCGUUCCUGAUGACGGGCUCACAAGACCGCACGAUCAAGCGUUGGGACACCGGCAAGCUACCACCGCUCAAGGGAGAAAACGCACACUCCCCCAAAGCGGUCUACACGCGCAAGGCACACGAGAAGGAUAUCAACGCUAUCGACAUUGACUCCUCGUCUGCACUGUUUGCUUCCGCGUCUCAGGAUCGCACUGUCAAGAUUUGGUCUGUCGAGGAAGGCUCCGCGGUGGGAAUUCUCCGUGGCCACAAGCGAGGUGUCUGGUCUAUACGAUUUGCACCUCCAAAGACGCCCGUAGUCUCGUCAGAGACUGGAACCAGCACCAAUCGCGGCUUGGCAGUCACCGGCUCGGGUGACAAGACCGUCAAGCUGUGGAGCUUGUCAGACUACAGCUGUAUUCUCACCUUCGAAGGCCAUACGAACAGCGUCCUCAAAGUGCUCUGGCUCCCGCCUCCGCAAGUUUCCACCACAAAGAACGGGGGCGAGAACCAGGAUGACGACGACGAAGAAGCGGCGACGCACAAAUCAGCUGCGCAAACCCGGCCGCUCAUCGCCUCCGCUGCGGCAGACGGCCUGGUCAAGAUCUGGUCGCCGUACACCGGCGAGCUCGAGACCACUCUCGACAACCACACCGACCGAGUCUGGGCCCUAGCCAGCCCAACCCCGUCCGGAUCCCGCUCAGACGUCAAGCCCACCUCCUCCAAAGUCAACACAACCCCCUACGCCCUGGCUUCCGGGUCCGCCGACUCCACCGUCACCUUCUGGACCGACACGACCUCCGCAACCUACACGGCCACCGUGAAUGCCAGCGCCGCGCGCGUCGAGCAAGACCAGCAGCUUCAGAACUACGUGCGCGCCGGCCAGUACCGCGAAGCCAUCACUCUAGCGCUGCAACUCAACCACCCAGCCCGGCUCCUCUCGCUCUUCACGGCCGCCGUCAACGCCGCCGACGACCCGACCCUCCCCGCUGAGGACCGUGCCCGUGCUGCCAACAGUCUGACGGGCAACCCGUCCAUCGACGAGGUACUGCAAUCCCUUGACGCGGCCAACCUCCGCACGCUGCUGCUCCGCCUGCGCGACUGGAACACUAACGCGCGUACCGCCCGCGUGUCGCAGCGCAUCCUCUUCGCCCUGUUCCGCUCGUACCCGGCCUCGACGUUCGUUGAGCUGGCGACGCAGUCUGUGAGAGGCAAGAAUGGUCGUGCCGCUGCAGGCCUGAAGGAUAUCUUGCAGGCUCUAGCGGCGUAUACAGAGAGGCAUUAUCGGCGCGUGGAGGAGCUCGUCGAUGAUAGCUUCCUUGUUGAGUGGGUGCUCGGCGAGAUGGAUGGCGGUGUUGGUUUGGGUGCGUUGACGAAUGGUGUGAAUGGGGAGUCGGAGGAGGCGCAUGAGAAGGACGUGGUCAUGCUGGAAGCAUAG